AUGGCAGACGUAGAACAACAGCCAGACGCUUCAGCCGAGCCCCAGGCCAGACAUGUAACAUACUGCGGUGACGUCAUCAGUUUGUACACUGCCACCAGAGAAACACCCAACUACGACUGUGGCGACCAACUGCCUGACGAGUAUUUUUGGACAGAGGCGUUAGAAGCUGCAACCGCAUCCUUAUCCGUCGAAGCGCAAAAGAGAGCGGCCAAAGACGCACAGAAGAAGACUGCCAAGGCCGAGGCCGCCGAGGCGAAGCAGGCCGAUAAGAUAGCCAACAGCGUGAUUACCAUCAAGCGCAUUGAGCGGAAUAAGAAGAAGUUUGUCACGGCGGUCAUUGGACUGGAAGCGUUUGGUCUGGAACUGAAAAAGGUGGCCAAAGAUCUCGGCAAAAAGUUCGCCACUGGCUCGUCAGUGACCAAGCUGCCUAGUGGGGGCGAAGAAAUCGUAGUGCAGGGCGAUGUUAGCGACGAGUUGGAGGAGUUCAUUUUGGAGAAGUACAAGGAGAUACCCGCGGACAACAUCGAGCUUGUAGAUGACAAGAAGAAGAAAAAGGCAACGACAUAA
Metarhizium brunneum ARSEF 3297 is the source of this 567-nucleotide messenger RNA. The record is from RefSeq and is a predicted model, not a curated record. NCBI's taxonomy places the organism in Eukaryota, Fungi, Ascomycota, Sordariomycetes, Hypocreales, Clavicipitaceae.